Molecule: messenger RNA, 3618 nt
Organism: Athalia rosae (coleseed sawfly)
Lineage: Eukaryota; Metazoa; Arthropoda; Insecta; Hymenoptera; Athaliidae
Exons: 12
Coding region: 781-3534 (917 amino acids)
Biological process (GO): detection of chemical stimulus involved in sensory perception of smell; sensory perception of smell
Cellular component (GO): plasma membrane
Molecular function (GO): odorant binding; olfactory receptor activity
Source: RefSeq, a predicted model, not a curated record
UACAUGCCUACUUCGGAGUACCCAUUUGCCCAAAAAGUUUUACCCCGAGAUGAUCAAAUCUAUCUUCCAAGUUUUUAGUAAACUCCCUCGUUCGAGAUUAUGAGAUCAGACCGACGUAUAUAUACAUGUACGCUACAUAAUAUAUUCGCGCGAAGAAAUUUAUGUAAUGUUCAAGUAUAAAUCUAAGCGCGUCAAAAGAUUUGUGUUUAUUAUUUGCAAAUGGUUUUUAUUCGUCGCAGAAUCUUCGGAUUUCAUCCUUCUUUGAGUCGCAUUCGAAGUUCGAGUCGCGCGGAAAGUGGAAUCAAAAUUGCAUGGGGGGUGGGACGGGACUUUGUUUGAAAACGAGAAACUUACUAGAAAUUUUUCAUUGUACUCGAUAAAAUAUAAUUCCAAUCAGAGCGGUGCACCAUUUUCGAUGAGCACCAGUUUCAACACAAAUCGUCGGUUCAUCUUUUAGGAGAUAAGCGGCGAGGCGAUAAGUUUUCGAAUUUUUGACAAUCGUUAUUAGAUGCGGUUUAAACUUUGAUUAAAAUAAAUCUACUCCGAUGCAGCGUGUACGACGAGGUUGCGAGAAUCACUUAAUAUCGCCGUGUAACCGCCAUUUUGAAUGAUCGAAGUAAAUAUCAAAUAUGCAAAUUAGUAAAUGAUCGAUUGUUCAAAUGGACGACAAGUAUGACUGCAAUCCGUGUAGACCAUUAUGGUAAUUGCUCCAAUUUCCGGGGAAGAUAUUCAUACAGUAUCCCUGUAACAUACCCCACCGAAGUGACAUAAAUCGUCAAGAUGGCGUUGGAUACGGACACGUACGUCUCGAUCAAAGUUACAAGAUUUUACAUGAAAGUCGUCGGCUUAUGGCACGCCAAAAGCCAACGUGAACGAUGGAUUUUACACGCAGCUCUUUUCUACACAAUCGCGGCCAUCGUGUUCGCCAUUUUCGUCGAAGGGGUCGACUUGUACUUCUCCUGGGGCGAUUUCAACGCCGUGACGGAAAACAUUUGCUGCACGAUGCCCCUCAUAGUCAUCAUUUUCAAAGUGACGGUUUUCAUCGUCCGACGGGAUCUGGUAAACGAUCUGAUCGUCUUUUCGGAAAAGAAUUUUUGGAGGACCGAUUACGAUGAGUUUGGAGAGCAGAUUUUGAAAGAAUGCGAAAAAAAGGGAGUCAUUAUACUGUACACGUUGUCCUUUUCCGUGCAAGCUACCGUUUGCGCUUACGUAACCACCCCUAUGAUAGAAAAUAUCGGAAGAAACGAUUCCGACAGGAACUUGCCGUUCAGACUCUGGACAGAUCUGCCGAUAAAAGUAUCUCCGUACUACGAAAUAACUUACAUUAUUCAGUCAUUGUCCACCAUACAUUCCGGGAUCUGUUUUUUCUGCUUCGACAAUCUGAUGGGUAUCCUCAACAUUCACGUGGUCGGUCAGUUCAAAAUUCUUCAGCACAGAUUGGAGGGGCUCUGCGAGGAGUAUAUCAAAAGUCUGUCGAAAGACGAUCGGUUCAGUUCGGAUUACAUCGAAUAUCCCUCGACGUUCGAUAAAGGGAAUUCUAUCGAAAAAUUCGACGACUACUUUGCGUCGAAGUCGAACGGUGCUUUCGAAAACGGUAUAAGUGAGAAAAGAAGCAAGCUAGGUGAAAAAGCUUACGAGGAAUUGAAGGCAUGCGUAAGACAACAUCUGAUACUGAUCGAUUACGUUGAAAAAUUAGAAGAGGUUUUCAACGCGAUACUUUUACUCCAAAUGGGAGUAUCGAGCCUCUUCAUGUGCUUCGGAGGUUACCAAAUUUUCGUGGCCCAACUGUCGGUGCUUCGUCGGGUGAUAUUCGUACUGCAUUUGAUGUCGGCGUUCGCCCAACUGCUCCUCUUCACUUGGACCUGCAACGAAAUAAUAGUGGAGAGCCUGGAAGUGGCGGAGGCAGCGUUUCGGGCGAAAUGGUACAUGAUGCCAAACGAAGGAGCGGGACGUUCACUUCGCAGCGCUUUGAUGCUGAUUAUGAUCAGGGCGAGGAGACCCUGUUACAUUAGCGCCGGAAAGUUCAGCCCUAUGUCCUUGCAAGCCUUCACGAGCAUUUUGAGCACGACUAUGUCCUACUUCACGCUUCUUCGUCAGUUCAGCGAAGACAAUUUCAGCAGGUGUGAUAUCAAAUAUUCGAUCGAUCAAAUGGGGCGACGAGAUACCGUGGCAAUCAGGCCGACCGCUAUUACGGUAAUCGGUAUACUCGAUCUAUAUGUGCGUCGAAAACGACUCGGUGGAGUGUUGCAGAAUUCCAUAAGGAGAGAAAUAGCUGAGAUGAGCAACUACGAGGACAGAUAUUUGUCCGUAAGACUUACGAGAUUCUUUUUGAAAUUCGUCGGAUUUUGGAGCGUUGAUAAUUGGAAGGAACAGUUAAUGCUCGACGCCGCUCUGGUCUACACCGUUGCCGCCCUCAUAUUUUCCAUCGGUGUUUUAUUGGUGGACCUUUUUCAUUGCUGGGCGGAUUUCGACGAGAGAGCCUACAACCUUUGCGCUACCAUGACACUGACUCUCGUUCUCAUCAAGGUAUCAGUUUUUAUGCUUCAGCGAAGAUCCGUGAUCGAUUUGAUCGGAUACACGAAGAAAAACUUUUGGCAAGUAAACUACGACAAUUUCGGCAAGAAAAUUAUGAAGGAGUGCGAAUCGAAGGCGGUUUUAUUCGCGUCCACUUUCACCUUUCUCGUAUGGGGUGUCGUGUUCAAUUAUUUACUGGCUCCCAUCGUUGAAAACAUCAGCCACAACGACACCGAGCAUCGAGUCACACCUUUCAAGCUCUGGGUCAAUCUGCCUUUGACCGUUUCACCGUAUUUCGAAAUAGCUUUUGUUAUUCAGAAAGGGGAGUUCUUAUUUCAGAGCUUAUCGACCAUCCAUUCCGGAGUUUGUUUUCUCUGCUUCGAUAACCUGCUGUGCGUUUUGACGAUCUACGUUCGCGGGCAGUUCAAAAUUCUCCAACAUCGAUUGAAAAUAUUAUGCGAACGGUAUUCGGAAAGCAGAAAUGCUAUUUCGGAAAAAUCAUCGAACGACGUCGCUCAGCAGAGCGAAAUAUACGAGGAGUUCAAAUCCUGCGUGGUCAAGCAUUGGACCCUCAUCGACUACAUCGAAAAAUUAGAGAGAUUGUUCACCGUGAUAUUACUCUGUCAGAUGGUCGUUUCCAGCUUGCUGCUUUGCCUGGCUGGGUUUCAAGUAUUUUUGGCCAAAAGAACUCUGGUAAGACGUCUAAUUUUUGUAUCCCACAUACUCGGCUGCGCCACCCAACUUCUUCUCUUCACCUGGACGUGCAACGAGAUAAUAGUUCAAAGUACGAGCGUAGCAGACGCAGCCUAUCAGAUGAAGUGGUACUUGAUACCGCAUCAUGGGCCAGGAAUUUCACUGAGGAACGGCAUUCUGAUAAUGAUGGCCAGAGUAAACCGACCCUGCUUUUUGAGCGCAGGCAAAUUUUGCCCCAUGUCUCUGCAGGCGUUCACCAGCGUGUUGAGCACUGCAGCAUCUUAUUUCACGCUGCUACGCCAGCUGAGCGAAGAUUCGGAAGAUUAGGUACAAGGAAUAAAGGUCAUUCUAAUAAAUUUCAGUUCAGGUAGUCCGAAUUCGGUGCAAUAAAAAUACCGAAGUUCACUUGAA